This is a messenger RNA of Venturia canescens, 3015 nucleotides long. RefSeq names its product spondin-1. NCBI's taxonomy places the organism in Eukaryota, Metazoa, Arthropoda, Insecta, Hymenoptera, Ichneumonidae. The transcript is spliced from 17 exons. Gene Ontology annotation, molecular function: serine-type endopeptidase inhibitor activity. The coding region runs from base 151 to 2694 and encodes 847 amino acids. The record is from RefSeq and is a predicted model, not a curated record. Gene Ontology annotation, biological process: cell adhesion. Gene Ontology annotation, cellular component: extracellular matrix.
CCGAGCCAGUCGUAGAAAAACGCGCGGUCGCGUCGGACCUACACAGUAUCGUUCUCCGCUGAAAAUCCACGUGAUGUGACGUACUUGGAUGAAUUACAACAGCAGCCACUUUUUUUUGCCCGUUUUCUCGUUAACGAGACGAAUUGAACAAUGAAAAUGAAGCUGCACGGUAUUCUAUCCAGUUUAACGAUCCUUGUCUGCCUCUCAUCUAUAAUCGAUUCGUUAAAAUGCGCCCGGAAAUUGGAGGGUAUUACGACGCCAUCGUUGCCCCUUGAAGGGAGAUUUUGGAUCACCGUUACGAAUGUUAAUCGAACGGAAGUCGUCGACAAAUAUAUGCCGAACACAAAAUACAACGUGACCAUUGAGAGUAAAGAAACAAGCCCGGAGGGAUCUCAAGCAUUCACCAGAUUCCUUUUAACGGUGGAAAACAAAAAUGACUCCUUAAGCGCCGGCACUCUCGAUUUAGCUGACGAACUGCUUACUCAAUUCUCGGACAAAUGCCCCAGUGCAGUAAUCGAGAGCAGCCAGAUACCCAAAGCCGAUAUUUCGGUUUAUUGGACCAGUCCGCCUGAAGGUAGCGGCUGCGUCAUAAUCAGAGCCACAAUAGCGGAAAAUGCAGACACUUGGUUCACCAGCGAAGGUGGUUUGGAGAAAAUCAUCUGUCAGGAUCCCAAAGCAAUAGAAGAUGACCCAGGUCCGGUACUCUUAGAAUGCAAGGCUUGUGACGAAGCCAAAUACGAGGUCACUUUCGAAGGUCUCUGGUCGAGGAAUACUCAUCCCAAGGACUUUCCCAGCAAGGGAUGGCUGACCCGAUUCUCUGACGUCAUCGGAGCAUCGCACACGGUGAAUUACAGCUUUUGGGAACAAGGCGAGCUCGCUAGUCCUGGUUUGCGACAAGUUGCUGAAUGUGGCUCGACCAGGAAAUUGGAAUCUGAGCUCAAAGGAAAGAGUGACAAGAUCCGAACGAUAAUAAAGGCUCGAGGGAUUACGUACCCAAACGUCACUGGUCGAACAUUCGCGGUCUUCCGUGUCGACAACAAACAUCACUUGAUGUCGUUGGUUUCCAUGAUCGAUCCUUCUCCAGAUUGGAUCGUUGGGGUAUCGGGACUCGAACUGUGCCUCGCGAAUGGCUCGUGGAUCGAACACAAAGAGCUUAAUUUGUAUCCAUACGAUGCAGGCACUGACAGCGGAAUUACGUAUACGUCAGCAGACGCACCGACAGAUCCAGCUGAACCGAUAAGACUUAUAACAACUUUAUAUCCCAACGACUCGAGGUCACCGUUCUACGAUCCAUCCGGAUUAGACAUGAAGCCCUUGGCGAAACUUUAUUUGAACAGGCAGAGACUUUACGAAAAAACUUGUGACGAAUCGCCGGAACCGGAUAGCAAUGCAGGUUCUCUUGUUGAAGAAAAACCUAGACGACGUAGAAAUAAAGCUUGCAAAGUAACUCAUUGGGGUGCUUGGGGUCCUUGCCCGGCCAACUGCGGAGGGCAACAACUGAGGCAACGAAAAUAUCGAGAUCCGGCUGCUGCCGCAACUCACAAUUGUACCGAAUCGUUAACGGACAGACGUCCGUGUCCGAGUACCGCAUGCUUAAGCAGAAGCGUGAUCGCCCCAGAAUUGGAUAAACCCGAGUGUGAGCUUACCGAAUGGGGUUCUUGGAGCGAAUGUAGCACGUCAUGUGGUGAUGGUGAACGGGUGCGCUCACGCAAUUUCCGUCACAAAAAACAUCGAAAACAUUGUCGCGCUGUGCCUCAUGGACCACAACUUCAGCAGUCAAGCCCGUGCUCGAAUGAACCGUGUCUCGAUCCCGAAUACAACAAGAAUGUGACGAGUAACGAAGAGAAAGAGGAGGAGAAUGAUGAUGGUUCAGAGGAAAAUGUUACUGGAGAAGACGAGGAAAUAAUUGAGGACGGGUCAGGCGAUGACCCAGAGGCCCCUCGGACCUUGGAGGUAACAGCGAAAUGGUUGCAGAAAUGUCCGCCUGAGCUAUACCAUCAGUGGUCCAUUUGGGCACCUUGCUCCGCAUCUUGCGGCACAGGCUGGGCUAUCAGGACGAGGAUACCCAUCGAUGAAAAUUUCCAAGCGCCUGAUGAAUGUAAAACGCAAGAUAUGAUCUGCUCCGCCACCAUAAUCGACUGCAAUAUGACUCAGCAGGAAGCAAUUGAGAUUUGCAAUGAGCCACGUGACGCCGGCGACUGUAAUGGACGUUACAAAAGAGCAUACUACGAUCCGACGACGCAGCAAUGUCACAUCUUCGAUUGGAGUGGAUGCAACGGAACUCGGAACAGAUUCGAUACCCUAAAAGCCUGCAAUGAUAUGUGUGUCGAGAAGGAGAGGAGUUCUAUGAAAAAUUACAAAGUUUCCAUCAGUAGCGUCCUCAGCUAUCACAUUCCGGUGCAAGGCCAACAAACGUCCAAAACGAAACGAGAUGAAUGUGAGGCUGAAGACUCUUUCAAUGGUUUAGAACCUGAUAACCUGUUCUCAACAAUAGAUUCCGUUCAAGCCCCUAAAGAAAAGGUUGAUUGCAAAGUUACACAAUGGGGCAAGUGGUCGCGUUGUUACGGUUGUCAUGGCUAUACCUUCAGAACACGAAAAAUUUUGAAACACGCUCUUAACGGUGGAAAGAGAUGUCCGACGAAAUUAAUUCGAAAGAGAAAGUGUCGAAAAAUUGUGGCGGAAUGCUGUGAGUAAUCUGACCACGAUAGGAUAAAGCGCAGGAACCUUUGCAAUUCAAAGUCACCUCUCGAUCAGAGCCGAUGUAAGCGUUUGUAAGAAAACGUGAUAACGAAAGCUGUCUUCCGAGGUCACCAAAAUACGAUUAUGAAUUAUUCGCUCCUGAACACCUCCGCUCAAUGGCUCAAAUAUCAUGCCAUUAAUCUCGUGAGAAAAAAUAACGAAUCAAUUAUAUUUCAAGAGCUUCGAUAAUGACCUUUAUAACAGUAUUUGUUGUAAUCUUUAAAUCAACGAUCUUUUAUAAAUGUGCGACAAUAAAAUCUGAGAAUCUAAAAAAUC